AUGGAUGAUAAUGAUUUUGGUGAUUUUGGAUCCGAUCCUUAUGAGUUUGCCAAUGUGAUUGGGGAUGGAGAUCAACCAUUGUACCUUGAUUGUAGAAAGUACACGAAGUUAUCGGCAUUAGUGAAGUUGUAUAAUUUGAAGGCAAAACAUGGGAUGAGUGACGUCUGUUUUACAGAAUUAUUGAUACUUCAAGGCGAUUUGCUUCCAGAAUGA
Prunus armeniaca (apricot) is the source of this 213-nucleotide messenger RNA. NCBI's taxonomy places the organism in Eukaryota, Viridiplantae, Streptophyta, Magnoliopsida, Rosales, Rosaceae. The record is from the annotation of a GenBank genome assembly.